AUGCCUGCUCGGUUGGGCACGUACUCUUUUGUUGUAGCAGGGACAAAUUUCGAGAUUGACGACAAAUACAAAUUUAUCAAGGCCAUUGGUCGUGGCGCCUAUGGAGUUGUCAUCUCAGCGGAAAAUACCGAGACAAAGGAGAAAGUUGCAGUAAAAAAGAUCUCCAAAGCGUUUGAAGAUCUCGUGGAUGCCAAACGCAUUUUGCGCGAGAUAAAGCUCUUGCAGCAUUUUGACCACGAAAAUGUGAUUACGAUCGUGGACUUGUUGCCACCACCAUCCCUGGCACAAUUUGACGACGUGUACAUUAUUGCAGACCUUAUGGAGACAGACUUGCACCGAAUAAUAUACUCGCGACAGCCACUAACUGACGACCACGUGCAAUACUUUCUGUACCAGAUCUUGCGAGCGCUCAAGUACAUUCACUCAGCAAAUGUUCUUCACCGGGAUUUAAAACCCUCAAACCUGCUGCUGAACUCAAAUUGCGACUUGAAGGUGUGCGACUUUGGUCUAUCGCGAGGCGUUAUACCUGAAGAAGAUAACAUGGAGCUGACGGAAUAUGUCGUCACGCGCUGGUACCGUGCACCCGAGAUCAUGCUUUCAUCGAGGGAGUACACCAAGGCUAUUGACAUUUGGUCCACCGGAUGCAUUUUUGCUGAGCUACUCGGUCGCACACCGCUAUUCCCUGGCGACGAUUACAUCCAUCAACUACAGAUCAUAUGUGACAAGAUUGGAACUCCUUGCGAAGAGGAUCUGCACUUUGUUGUUAGCGAGAGAGCUAAACGGUUUAUGAAAAGCCAGCCUGUGCGGCCUGGCAUGUCAUUUGCAAAACUUUUCCCGAACACUACGCCCGAAGCGAUUGAUUUGCUACAGCGUAUGCUUAUGUUUGAUCCUGCAAAACGUAUUUCAGUGGAGGAAGCCUUAGCGCACCCCUAUUUGGCGUCAUUGCACAACCUUGAGGACGAGCCUGUUGCUGACAGCGUUUUUAGUUUUGACUUUGAGAAAGAGAAUCUCACGGAGGCUCGGCUGAAGGAGCUUAUUUUUGAGGAGAUCCUUACAAUUCACCCAGAAGCAUCAUACAGCGCCUUAAAGUUGCCUCAGGCCAGUUUAGGCAGCCCACUGGUAGAGCAGGUGCUUAGUCCGAGAACCACUAGCAGCGACGCCCAGGAUUGA
Messenger RNA from Peronospora belbahrii, 1170 nucleotides. NCBI's taxonomy places the organism in Eukaryota, Oomycota, Peronosporomycetes, Peronosporales, Peronosporaceae. The record is from the annotation of a GenBank genome assembly.